AUGGCACACUCUACUUUAUGUUCAACUUCAAUGAGGAGACAGGUGGAGCAAGAAACCACGCUAGAUUUCCAUGCGCAGAUGGUAAAAGUGGCACAGUUGUUUGGCCACGUUCAGAACAUUGGCAAGCCAGCGGACCAGGAUCCGCUGCGUGACAUACCCACAGCUGCACGAAAUGUCUGUGAAGGCCGCAUCUGUGCGAAUGGAAUGGACCAGACACAAGGCAUUGCAGCAGUGCCAGCUCAUUUGCAAGGUGCUUGCCAGGUUCUGGAUUUGUACCUGAAUUGGACGCCUAAUCCAAAGCAGAUGGCGCCCACUGACUUCGGCAAGCUAUACAAAGUGAAUAGCUACAGUCCCAGGUACUUGGAAAUCCGCAACCCACACAAACGCGAUCAAUUCUUGGACUUUGACGAUGCGUCCCACAGCUACCUGCUGUUGCACGGGUCGUUGCACGAUUGUGGUCCCGGGGGUCCUGGGGGUCCCGGUGUCCGCACUUUUGGCGCCUCGGUGACCUUUGUGGCAUCGCGGCUGGCGCGGGACUUCGAUGCCGCAGAGGUCUUGCGAAGAAUGCGAAACGGAAAGGCAUGGCCUCGGCUCAAGUACACCAUCAACCCAGUGCCAGUGCACGUGCAGUCCUUGAGGCCAGGCUGCUUUGGUCUCUUAGUCGAAGAUGAGAACGGGCACGCGAGCUUGCAGCCAGAGGAGGUAGCGGCCCUGCUCCAUCGAGAAGGCAAUUUGCAGUCGUGGCACUUGGCUUUGGUCCAAGAACUGCACCGGCGCUACAAUGCGGCAUUGUCAGGAUGUCAAGUUUACAGCUAUGUCCGAGAGAUGACCGAUGAGGAAAUCCUGCAGCUAUGGGAGCAAAAGAAAACUGAUGCAGCGAAUCGUGGCACUGAGGCCCAUUAUCAGAUAGAGCUGUGGUUGAAUCGCGAUCAUUGCAGAGUUGAGGAGCCAGAGGUUCAAUGUGCGCUGCACUUCUUAAGCAUACUGGCAGGGCUGUAUCCUGGCAUCAAGGCGUAUCGAACGGAGUGGCGCGUUUUUGCGGAACGCGAGGAUUUGGCAGGAUCAAUCGAUUUGGCCUUGCGACUUCCUCAAGGUACGUUAGCUCUGAUAGAUUGGAAACGCACGAGCAAAGGGAAAGCCCUGCUGCAAAGCCGGUUUAAUCGAAUGUCAGCACCAUUUGACCACCUUCAAGAUUGCAAGGGAGCAAUCUAUGCACUUCAGUUGAAUCUCUACCGAUGGAUUCUAGAGUCUUAUUAUGGCGAGCGUGUGUCGCUCAUGGCCAUUGUUUCGGUCCACCCUGAGGUUGAGCCCUUUUCCACAGCUGUGCCUGACCUACAGCUUGAGGUCGCCCACCUGAUGGCAGAAUGCAGAGCCAGGCACCAACGAGUGCUGAUGGCUGAGAUGAAGGCACCCAGUUGGCUCCGUUGCGCUCAGACGGGGCAGCUCAUGACCGAACCUGUGCAGCUUGGGAACAGGUUCUUCCAGAAGGCAUGCGCCAAACGCCUGAUUGGGUCUGAUCUGGAGACCGUGCAAGUGAACACACAACUGGCAGAUGCAUCUUACAUCAAAAUCAGGGCGGAGAGCUGUGCAAGAGCUCCUUCGAGCAGAGCCGAGUGUGACUGCUGUGGAAACGGCUGCUUUGUUGAGCAGGAGGAAGCCAUGGGAGGAGAUGACGUGUGUUCUGUCGAUGGAUGCUCCACCGACUUCUUGCAGGUGAAUCGAUCUGCAGGCAGCCGCCAGACCAACACAUCCAACAGCACUUUACCGCCUGAAGCGGCGGUGUCGGCUGCUGGAGCCAAAGAAAUGGAGAAACCUUUGAAUGUCAGCGUUGGCAAUGUCAGCCAUGCAGACACAAGCAUCAACGCUUCGUUGAAAUCAGCAAAUGGUUGGGUCGGCUGCUGGUACUAUGGUUGCCGCAGGAGUUACCAUCCAGAGUUCCGUUGCCAGUGCAACCCAGGAUGCAGACGGUACGGGAAUUGUUGUGGAGACUUUGGCACCAGAUGUUGGUGGCUGGGCCCAUCCCCUCCAGCAGAUGACCGGCGGCGCCGCCGACGGCGAACCAAGCCACCGCCUCCACCGCCAAACCCGCAGUGGGCACCUUCGCCGCCACAGAACGGGAUUGCUACAGUUUACCAUCAAACCAGUCCGCAAGCGUGCAAGGCCAUCCUGGCAUCUAGCUUCCGACCCGGAUCGGAUGGCCACUGUGGUGGGGCCAUUUACUUUGCCAUGUCUCCGGAGGCCACAAAAACGAAGGCGAUUGGCACACAGUCCCAGAGCGGCUGUGUCAUUCAGGCAAAGGUGGAGGUCGGCCGCGUGAAAUAUGAAGGACCAAAAUGUGGCCACAAAUGGGAACCGGGCGAACUGAAACAGCAGGGCUAUGAUUCUAUCCAGUUCGAUCCUGGAGAUGGCCAAGAGGUUGUGAUUUUUGAUCCAAACCAAGUUAAGAGCAUGAAAGAGAUCCCCUACAAUUCCGCCUGGAAACCUGAAUACAACGUGCGAUGA
Molecule: messenger RNA, 2502 nt
Organism: Cladocopium goreaui
Lineage: Eukaryota; Dinophyceae; Suessiales; Symbiodiniaceae
Source: the annotation of a GenBank genome assembly